AUGAUAACAGAUCAUCUGCUGAUCGUAGUAAGCGUUGCCCUGGUGUAUCAACGGAAGAUGCUGGCAGAGGUCCAAGCAGACGGCUGGUGUCCGCCACAGUUGAAGAUCGUGCUUCUGGGAGGCAGGAACUCAGGGAAGAGCUCCUUAGGAAACCUCCUGCUUGGCAAAGAGGAGUUUGCCACCAAGGAGAGGACCACAUGCUCCAGGAGGCUGUCCCAGGUGGGGCGAUGCUGGCUGACGGUGGUGGACACCCCCGGCUGGUGGUGCGACUUCACCGCAGCGGAGACCACCCGGCUGGUGAGGAGCGAGAUCCAGGCCAGUGUCCCUCUCUGCGCCCCCGGUCCGCACGUCUUCCUGGUCGCGGUCAAGUCUGGCUCGGACUUCACUGAGAGGCGCCGCCGGGCCCUGGAGGAGCAUGUGAGUCUCCUGGGGGAGCGGGUCUGGACUCACUGCCUGGUGGUCUUCACCUCCACGGACAAGGAGCGGCGAGGGGUCGCGGAAGGGGCCGGGGUACGCUGGCUGAAGGACAAAUGUGGACAAAGAUGUCUCAGCUUGAGCCGUGUACGUGACGCUUCAGAGCUGGUGGAGAACAUCCAGAGAAUGGUCGCGGGAAUUGGAAACAGAGUCUUCGAAAUGACGGAGGACGUCUGCAAGGCCAUCGCGGACCAGAAGAGACGAGUGGAGGAGGACGCCCACGCCAGGUUUCUGAUGAUGAAGACUCAGAGGUCCGUCAUGAGAGACCGGGUGCGUCCUCUCACUGAUGUCCGGAUUGUUCUGCUUGGAGCCAAAGGUUCCGGAAAGACGUCAGCGCUCAACACGAUCCUGGGCCGGGAGGAGCAGGUGUCGUCGGGGAGAACGUCCAGCUGUGCGGUGGCAAGAGGCGUGGCCUUCGGGAGACGGGUGACGGUGGUGGACACGCCCGGCUGGUGGAUGAACUACUUCAGCGACGAGAGCGCCGUCUUCGAUCGGAGACAAAUCCAGCUGGGUCCGUCCUUGUGUGCCCCCGGUCCUCACGUCUUCCUGCUGGUGGUCCGCGUGGACCGGGCCUUCUCCGAGACCUACGAGAGGGCGGCCGAGGAGCACCUGGAGCUGCUGGGCGGGGACGUCUGGAGGCGCGUCAUGGUGCUGUUCAGCUUCGGCGACUGGCUGGGCGGGACCACCGUCGAGACGCACAUCGAGAGCGAGGGCGAGCCCCUGCGCCGGCUGGUGGAGCGUUGCGGGAACCGCUACCACGUCCUCAACAGCAGGACACGAGGAGACGGCUUCCAGGUGAGGGAGCUGGUCGGGAAGAUGGAGGAGGUGGUGGCGGGCUGCGGCGGCCGGCAUCAUGAAGAGGACCCGACGCGUGUGGCCCAGCUGGAGAGGACGAUGAGCGCUGACAGGACGAGGGCCCGGCACAGACUGAUGAGGAGGACGGCGGCCGGCGUGCGCCUCGAGAAGCUCCGCCCCCUCAGAGAAGUCACCUUGCUGCUGGUCAGCGACAGGAAGACGGGCAAGAGCUGCUGCGGAAACACCAUCCUGGGGGAAGACCGCUUCCCCGCUGACCGCCGGACUACUUCCUGCGCCCAGGAACGAGGCAGGAUAGGUGACAGAGUGGUGACGGUGGUCGACACGCCCGCCGGCUUCCGCGUGACCCCAGAUCUCCUGAGGACGCCCUGCGCCGUGCUGCUGGUGGUCAACGCCAGCUCCUCGUUCUCCGAGCACCGAGGAGUUGCGCUGGAGGCUCAGCUGGAAGGGGGCGGGGACUCGGCCUGGGGCAGGGCGCUGGUCCUGUUCAGUCACGGCGACUGGCUGGGGGACGCCGGCAUCGAACAACGCAUCGAGAGCGAGGGGGCGGCGCUGCGCAGGCUGGUGGACAGGUGCGGGAACAGGUACCACGUGCUGGACAACAAGCGGCGGGGGGACGGCGGGCAGGUGGUCCGGCUGAUGACGCAGGUGGACGAGAUGAUGGCGGAUUCUCGUCACGAGAGGACACCGCACACGCUCUGCAGGAAGGAUCCACGUUUGAUGCCGAGCGAAGGGCAGCAGUCUUCACAUGACGCGUCCACGAGUCCAUCAGUCAGUCCCACAGCAGACGACGAACAAGUGGGUCUUCAUGAUGCAGGACGCCAAAGAGGAGAGAACGCUGUCGCCGUGUGGACCGGCGAAAACGUCACUUCCUGUUUGCUCGCCAUGUUGGCAGGCGCAGACAGGCUGAGGCCCAGAGGAGGACAAAGGUUAACGGUUACAUUCCCAGAGUAUCUCCAGGCUGAGCUCUCACCCAGACUUCCCAUGAUGCUCCUGGUGUGGCCUCACGCUCACCUUCAGAUGCUUCCAGGCGGGAACGGCAGCCUUGAGCGCUCGCUCUGCAGUCGGCGGUACGUCCAGCGCGACGGCGCCCGCGGCCUGGACGAGCUGGAGGCCUUCAUCGACCGCUACUUCGACACGCUGCGGGAGCCGCCGCAGUCACGUGACACCGGGGCAGACCUGCUCUCCUCCAUUGACAAAAAACUGUCCAAACUGGACCUUCUGGAGGACAUCAGGGUGGACCUGGCCGAGGUGAGGAGGUGUUUGGAGCACAGCUGGACGCUCAUCCAGGACCUGAGACGCAAACACAACAGGAGUUCCCAACAUUAG
Nerophis lumbriciformis (worm pipefish) is the source of this 2616-nucleotide messenger RNA. Its product is annotated as GTPase IMAP family member 8-like. Gene Ontology annotation, molecular function: GTP binding. The record is from RefSeq and is a predicted model, not a curated record. NCBI's taxonomy places the organism in Eukaryota, Metazoa, Chordata, Actinopteri, Syngnathiformes, Syngnathidae.